Molecule: messenger RNA, 1073 nt
Organism: Boeremia exigua
Lineage: Eukaryota; Fungi; Ascomycota; Dothideomycetes; Pleosporales; Didymellaceae
Product: centromere protein H (CENP-H)-domain-containing protein
Exons: 3
Coding region: 64-819 (251 amino acids)
Biological process (GO): kinetochore assembly
Cellular component (GO): kinetochore
Source: RefSeq, a predicted model, not a curated record
AUAUCACAUGUGCACUCGAAGUCACCCACUUGAGCCAUCAAAUCUUAAGAAGGCGCAAAUAGAAUGGCGGACGCAGUUGAUACUGUCAUGACGGAUGCAGCUGCCAGAUCGCAAAAUUCCAGCGAUAUCAGCGAUCUAUUGCAGACAAACCACAGCGACGCGUUCGCGUUCACUGAAUCAGAGGGAUUAGCCCUUGAGCUCUACGAUCAACUACGAGAACUAGAGCUACAACAGAGUUUGCUUCAAGCGCAGGACCCAGCACGUGUGGACAAUGUCUCAUCGCUCUCAGAUGACGACUUGCAAGAGCAGCUGAUGGUAGCCGAGCGCGAGGCUAUGGAAGCAAAAGCAGAGUAUGACUUGCGCAACAAAAUCACCCACAACAUACUUGUUACAGACCCUGUCCUUAAGGCUGUCCAUGGAAAUGGAGAAACUGGGUUUGCCGAAAAACGGCUACUACCUCUACUUAAAGAGAGUGACACCAUUGCUAUGGUGCACGGCCGCCUGGCUACCGACCUUGCCAAUUCUAGUCGUGUCUUAAUUGCGGCGGAGCAGGCCAACAUCGUUGCAAAUCAGAGAAAUAGAGAGCUUUCCGCAACCAUGCUGGCUCUCGCAGAGGCCAUGAAGCUGCAGUCAGCCGAUGAUAUUGACGAUCCUAAAUUACGCGAGCAGAUCAGGGCAGUAGAGAAAGAAUUGAAAGACUCAAGGAAGCGGAUGAAGACGCUCAAAGGUAUCAUUUCGGCGAUGAUCGUAGGGAGCGGCAUCAAUUGGGCGGCGGACGAAAGAUUGACAGAAUUGGUUAUGGAAGAUGAAGAUGACUGAAGAUCUUGGUAUAGAGGCGUGUGUACAACUCGAGCAAAAGAACACCCGACAGGAUUCUUCUGCUUCGUCAUGCCGAGCUUCCUGCUGCGAGACGCGGAUAGGAACAUGAGGCUCCACAGCGGAAGUUCUUUCCAACUCAACCCUACAAGGCACAGGUCCUGGCUUUUGUGACGUAACAAUUCGACCAAAAAGGCCAAAAACUUGAAGGAAACUGUGCAAGAAGAAUAAGGAGGGGCUGGACGUGGGGAUGGUGA